Molecule: messenger RNA, 3558 nt
Organism: Lethenteron reissneri (Far Eastern brook lamprey)
Lineage: Eukaryota; Metazoa; Chordata; Hyperoartia; Petromyzontiformes; Petromyzontidae
Product: mRNA decay activator protein ZFP36L1-like
Molecular function (GO): metal ion binding; mRNA binding
Source: RefSeq, a predicted model, not a curated record
CCAGAGGGCCGGCCCUUGUCGCCCGCCCGCCCGCCCGCCCUCACCGCACCCCACCCGGUAGAGAGGCUAUUUAUCGGCCGCGAAGUUAAACUUCGCGAUUCAGCCCGGCUCAAACAAGUUGCACUAGUUUCUUAUUUUAUUUAACGCACGCACGCAAAAUUGUCACCGUGUUUGACACCCCUAUCCCCACCAACGCGCCGUCACUGUAUUGGGGAAUUAGCGACGAGCGCGCGUGUUUAAACAACAACUCCGCCAUGUCUACGGCGCUCCUGUCGCCCUCGUACAUGGACGUCGGGGACAUAUUCUACAAGGAGAACGACAACAAGGGCUUGAACUUAAACGCGCUCGACAGGAGAGCGGUGGGCACACCGACGACGGCCACGCUCCCACGCCGCCAUUCCUCCAACAACAUGCUCGCCCUCGCAAACUCGGCGCACGCGUCUCUCUGCGCCAACAACAUCGGCGGCGUCGGUGUCGGAGGCAACGGAGGAGGAGGAGGCGGCAACAACAACAAGUUCUCCAUGUCCGCGCUCAAAGACAGCACGGCGCUCAUGAACAGAGAGAAUCGCUUCCGAGACCGCUCUCUGAGCGAGGGCGGCGACCACUCUGCCAUGAUCUUGGCUCCCAGCGGCAAGCAGCAGCACCAGCAGCAGCAGCAGACGGCUCAGACAGGCGGCGGCGUGGGCAUGGUCAACUCGAGUCGCUACAAAACCGAGUUGUGCCGGCCCUUCGAAGAGAACGGCGUCUGCAAGUACGGCGACAAAUGCCAAUUCGCGCACGGCGGCCACGAGCUGCGCAGUCUGGUACGGCACCCCAAGUACAAGACCGAAUUGUGCCGCACUUUCCACACCAUCGGCUUCUGUCCCUACGGGCCACGUUGCCACUUCAUCCACAACGCCGACGAGCAGCGCUCGCCCACCGCUCAGCAGCCGCCGCUGUCCCCGUCGCUGGCAGGGAGCGGCCCCCAUCAGCAGCGCACCAGGGGGCCUCGUCCACGACUCAACCACAGCGUGAGUUUCGCCGGCUUCCCCAGCGCCGCGAUGGCACGACGCCUCGACUCGCCGCCGCCGAUGGGGGGGGGCCCUCUCGACAACUCGCUGUCGCUCACGCCUCCGCCCAUGUCCACGGCCGGCUUCUUCGGAGACGACUACAUGAUGUUGUCGUCGCCAAUGUGCACCAACAACACGCCGUUCUCAUUCAGCCAGGAGCUGUUCUUCAGUGCGGCCAUGUCCGGCGCGGGCACGGGGCUGCCUCUCCACACUGGUGGUGGUGGCGGUGGUGGCGCAAAUAUUGGCCUCGGUUGUGGUGGUGGCGGUGGUGGUGGUGGCGGCUUGGGGCCCCUGGGCACGCCCGGAGCUGCUCGUGGCCUGUCGGGGUCGCCUGUGUUUGAGGCGUCCCUCGACUCGCUGUCCGACCCGGGGGAUGGCUACUCCAGUUCGGGGGCCUCGAGUGGCUCCGAGUCGCCCCUGCUUGAUCCCAACCGCAGGCUGCCCAUCUUCAGCCGCCUGUCCAUCUCCGAUGAGUGAAGCGAGCGGUGUUGUCCGGGGGGGGGGGGGUGCUAAUAGCCCCCCACCCCCCCCCCCCCACACUGCAACCACAUCGCUGCCUUGUGUUCGUCUCUGCCCCCUUCAUACCCCCCAAACCACUACUACCAAGGCUCCCUUUGUGAUAAGACCCGGGCCAAAAGCCGACGAGGCACAUUCUCUGGGUGACGGGGGAUACCAUUCGACGCAUUCGUUUUAAAAGGAUGGGUUUUGUUGAUCCCGAGUAAAAUGGUUAGUCCAGGGCGAAGUGUGUAAGGAGUUUUAUAAGCGAGAUUGCCUUAUAGCGCGCACAUCGUGGCCUCGUGACAAACACGCAACUUUUUAUUAGUACGUAUUUGUCCCUCAAUAAUUACUUGCAUUAAAGGUUAAACAGCAUUAAACUGCCUAUAACGUAUAUACUGUAUGUAUACAUUUUAGCGUAUGGGCGAGGCCACGAUCCUAUCACCGUAUGUGCCUAAAACAGGAGUCGGAGUCGGUGUAAUUGGUGUCGGGGAUAUAAGACUUAACAUUGCAUGCAGUUGCUAGAUCACUGUUUCUUUAUAGCAAUAAUGACGAUAGACGAGCAGUUAAUUUUUUUGUACAAGUUGAGUACCACGUGAGCCCUGUGUGUUGCCCACGUGGUGGUGGUGGUUGCAAGUUGUUUUUGCCCGUGCCCCCCCCCACCACCAAAGUUUGCCUCCAUCGGCCAAUUUAAUAUUUAACCGGUCACGACCCCGAGCUGAGAAAGGUGGUGGUGGUGGGGUGAGUGCCAUAACAUUUCGCCCGAUGCAGUUAAUAUAGAUACUGUUUGCAGCGGCAACAGCCAAAGGCGAUCUCGCUGCGUGGGCAAAUCUUGCUCGCAAGUUGUUGUUUUUUCCAACUUUCGAGGCCGAUGUUUUUUCGAAAAUCGGGUGGGUGGUGGGUUGGGUGGCGCUGGUGGCGCCCUCUGCAGAACAAAGUGGCCUCACGUCGCAGCCGUGGUGGGUUCACGAAUACUACGUUGAUUGUACACACGAAAAUGUUGUGAAUCUAACGUUGUUUCUCUUUCUCACACACACACACACAAACUUUUUCUUUGCUGACGGGAAAAAAAAAUAUGCACUCGCUUUAUUGAGUCGUUCUUCCAACCGAUAUGCUGAGCAUUGAUUUAUUUGUUUUUAACGUUUAGAGUUAAUGAACCUUUUUCGCUUGUCAGCGUAAAUGAGAAGUUGUGGAGAUCCCUAUUUAACUUAUUUAUUAUACAAAACGUAUCUCUGUUGGUAUAAAUUUUCUAUUUAUCAGGUAUGAUGACGCGACAGAUGUAUAUUCUUUUAUGUUAAAUUAUACUCGCCAGCCUAAAUCGAUUCUUUUCCCGCAAUUUAGUUGCGGGGUGUUUAAUGCCCUGCGCACAGGUAAUAUAUAUUAAAAUAACGCUGAGUUUUGUGCUUUUUGUAACGUUCACCUGGUUAUUUUAUUGUGAAUGAAAAGUUAAUUUAAAAGUAAUAUUUAUUUUUCGUUCAUUUUGUUUACGAUAAUCGAACAAGAUUGCAUGGUUAGCUCUCUUUUUUUGCCUUUGGUGAUAGUCGGUGGUGUGUGUGGAUUUACCCCCCCCCCCCUUGUAAUGACAACCAUGCCAAAUGAACAAAUACUGUGCGGGUCCGACCCUGCCGGGGUCGACCGUACCCACCGCGCAGGGGAUGGAUACCUCCAGCCCCCCCCACACCCCCCUCCAGCGAGCCCCCCCAUCCCCCCCCCAUCCCCCUCCAGCGUGCCCCCCCAUCCCCCUCCAGCCCCCCCAUACCCCCAUGCUUCCGUCACUUUUGGUACAUUCCAGAGCGUUGCCUUACAUAAUAUAAAAUACCAAUAGUUACGAAUACGUUUUAUACGGUCGUUGAAAUAAUUGUAUCAUUUUCAAGCCUAACAAAAACUAUGCAAGGCAUGUUUAGUUCUUGUAUAAUUUUGGAGGAGGGGGGGUGAGAGUUGUGAUUGCGCUGUUCACUACAGUUUGAUAUAGCCACCAUGUUGUAUCUUGUAAUAAACGUAAAACAAAAAUUAA